This is a messenger RNA of Hordeum vulgare subsp. vulgare (domesticated barley), 1748 nucleotides long. RefSeq names its product UDP-glycosyltransferase 91C1-like. The record is from RefSeq and is a predicted model, not a curated record. Gene Ontology annotation, molecular function: UDP-glycosyltransferase activity. Bases 160 to 1596 code for a protein of 478 amino acids. Lineage: Eukaryota; Viridiplantae; Streptophyta; Magnoliopsida; Poales; Poaceae. The transcript has 2 exons.
UUAACGUUCCACGCUGCACAAUUAAGAAACAAAAUAUAGGUGUCAACCAGUGGUGGCGCGCUUCCCACUGAGCAGAGCACCACCGAUCUGCCGGUUCUUCACUUCUCGCCGGCACACGGCCGGCCCGUCGUCAGGCCGAGCGAGCUCCUGAUCCCCGCCAUGGACGGCUCCGGGUCCUCCUCCUCGCCGCUGCGCGUCGUGGUCGUCCCCUGGCUCGCGUUCGGCCACAUGCUCCCGUACCUGGAGCUCGCCGAGCGGCUGGCGUCGCGGGGGCACCGCGUGUCCUACGUCUCCACGCCCCGCAACCUCGCGCGCCUCCCGCCGCUGCGCCCGGCCGCAGCGCCGCGAGUGGACCUCGUGGCCCUCCCGCUGCCCCGCGUCGACGGCCUCCCCGACGGCGCCGAGUCCACCAACGACGUCCCCGACGACCAGCGGGAGCUCCACUGGAAGGCCUUCGACGGCCUCGCCGCGCCCUUCGCGGAGUUCAUGGCCGCCGCGUGCGCCGACGACGGCACCAGGCCUCAAUGGGUCAUCGCCGACUGCUUCCACCACUGGGUCGCCGCCUCCGCCGUUGAGCACAAGGUGCCAUGCGCGAUGCUUCUCCCGACCGCUGCGGUGAUCGCUGUCGCGCAACCCCCGCCGACGGAGCAAAGUGGAGCGGUCGCCGAGACCCGCCCUCGUUACGAGCAGGAGGAGCUGGCGACGAUGUACGACGACCAAGGCGCAUCGGGUAUGUCCCUUGCCCAGCGCUGGCAGUUGACGAAAGAUAGGUGCGCGCUCGGGGUCAUCCGGAGCUGCGUCGAGUGGGAGCCCGAGUCCUUCCCGCUGGUGCCAACCAUACUGGACAUGCCGGUCGUGCCUCUCGGCCUUCUGCCGCCGUCACCGGACGGAGGCCGCCGUGCUGGCGGCACCAACGGAUCGGCAGAGCACGCCACCGUGCGCUGGCUGGACGAGCAGCCUCCCGGCUCCGUGGUGUACGUGGCGCUGGGGAGCGAAGUGCCGCUGCCCUUGGAGCAGGUGCUCGAGCUGGCCCUCGGGCUGGAGCUCACCGGGACGCGCUUUCUCUGGGCUCUCAGGAAGCCCAGCGGUGCCGCCGUCCUGGAUGACGGGGCCGACAUGCUUCCGCCCGGUUUCCAGGAGCGAACUCGCGGCCAGGGGCUGGUGACCACGGGGUGGGUUCCUCAGAUGAGCAUCCUGGCGCACGCGGCCGUGGGCGGGUUCCUGACGCACUGCGGCCGGAACUCGCUGAUCGAAGGCCUCCUGUUCGGGCACCCACUCGUCAUGCUGCCCAUCUUCGGCGACCAAGGCCCCAAUGCGCGCCAAAUGGAGGCGAAGAUGGCGGGGUUGCAGGUGGCGAGGGACGAGAGCGAUGGCUCGUUCGACCGCCAUGGCAUCGCGAGCGCGGUCCGGGCAGUCAUGGUUGACGGAGAGGCAAGGAGGAGAUUCGUGGCAGGUGCGGCGAAGAUGCAGAGGGUCGUGGCUAAUUCGGAGCGACAGGAGAGGUACAUCGACGAAUUUGUGCAACGGCUUCGAUCUCACGGCGCCGCAAUUGCCACUGGUGGCAAAGACACUACCGCCGCCCCCACAACCAGCUGAAACGGGAUAGUUCGUGAACAAUAAGGGAACAUUUUGUGUGUGUGUGUGUGUGUUUUUUUUUAUUGGCGGGUGGAACAUUCUGUGUUUGAUACUCAAACCGGAGCAUAUGCAAUAAUGCUAGUCCUACAAAAAACUUACAAAGAUUUAUUUAA